CCUCCCCCUUUUCUCCUCCUCUCUCCUCGGUCCAACGCCAAGCACAGCCUGCCCGAUCCAUCCAUCUGCUUCCAUUUAUCCAUGGAGACACAUGGUUUGCAAUUUGGCAGAGGGAACCCCUCCAAGCAGAUCCCCUCCCUCCAUUCUUCUCCAUGGGCUACGUACUACUCAUCAGCUCCUGACGGCGUCCCCACCUGUGGAUGUCGUGGUUGCCAAAGAUGGUAGCGGGGAUCAUGACACCAUCAGUGCGGCUGUGGCGGCAGCACCGCCAGGGGGUUCAAGGUACAUCAUCCACAUCAAGGAAGGACUGUAUCAGGAGAAGGUUGAAGUGCUCCAACGGAGCAAUGUCAUGCUCAUCGGAGAUGGAGCUGCUCGAACAGAGAUUAUUUAAUUUUGUUAGUGUGAUUUUUGUUGUAGGCGUUCCCCCCUUUUUAUCUUGUACUACCUUUGUUCAUUCUCCUUUUAUAAGACAUUUUAGACAUCCACUAUAUAUGAAAACAAAAGGAGGGAGUAGUAUAUAUAUAUCUGUAAAUUUCACAUGCACUUGUUCUGCAUAAUAUAAUUGGAAAACAA
Triticum aestivum (bread wheat) is the source of this 573-nucleotide messenger RNA. RefSeq names its product pectinesterase 3. The coding region runs from base 92 to 391 and encodes 99 amino acids. Gene Ontology annotation, molecular function: pectinesterase activity. Gene Ontology annotation, biological process: cell wall modification. The record is from RefSeq and is a predicted model, not a curated record. The transcript is spliced from 2 exons. Lineage: Eukaryota; Viridiplantae; Streptophyta; Magnoliopsida; Poales; Poaceae.